Molecule: messenger RNA, 5922 nt
Organism: Salmo salar (Atlantic salmon)
Lineage: Eukaryota; Metazoa; Chordata; Actinopteri; Salmoniformes; Salmonidae
Gene: ptenb
Product: phosphatase and tensin homolog B
Biological process (GO): cell motility; phosphatidylinositol 3-kinase/protein kinase B signal transduction; protein dephosphorylation
Cellular component (GO): plasma membrane; cytosol; nucleus
Molecular function (GO): inositol-1,3,4,5-tetrakisphosphate 3-phosphatase activity; protein tyrosine phosphatase activity; phosphatidylinositol-3,4,5-trisphosphate 3-phosphatase activity
Source: RefSeq, a predicted model, not a curated record
GUAGCCUUUCUCAAUUGGAACGGAAGCCAUGAUGGAAGUUUGCGAGAGCAGCGAGAGAAACGAGUCAGUAGGGAAAGGGACGUGUCAGGGAAGAAGUGCGGGCGAGUAAUACAAUUACACAGAUUUGUUAGCUAUGUUUAAGGUGGAGGCUGUCAAUUUUCCUGUCAUAUUUAGUUCCGACGACGUGGAUCGUUUUGUCGGAUCAGUCCUUUUUUGUUGUUGAAGAAUUGACAUGCUAACUAGAUACGCUAGCCAUAUCUAGCUACGUGUGUGCAGAGAUCGAGUGUGUGUGUCACAGUCACUAUUCUGGGCAAGGAACGUCGGGGAGAUUUCUCUCCGCUUUUCUGGCAUAAUCACGGCGCCUUUGGCGAAAUCAGAUACUUGGUACGCUCUUAAAAUACAACGGUUCGAGGGCUGGAUAAUUAAUCACCUAUUCAUCUGGAGGAUUUUGUGUCAAAUUGUGGGAUCUGGGAAGCCGGGCCUGUGGUGGAACGGAGAGAGGCCCUGUUUUAUGACCCAGCAGCAGCAGCAGAAGCUAUUCUAGCUAGUACGGCUAGCUUAGCUAACGUUAGCUGUCAACGUUUGACACCAACGGGAUUGCGAGGGAGAAAUAUUGGCAGCAUUUCAUACAAAGGCAACAACAAUACUUUCUCUUAAUAUAAACACGUUAAAGACUCCUGUGACAGAUAUGGCUGCAAUCAUAAAGGAAAUUGUCAGCCGAAACAAAAGGAGAUACCAGGAGGAUGGGUUUGACUUGGACUUGACUUAUAUUUAUCCGAACAUAAUUGCUAUGGGCUUUCCUGCUGAAAGACUUGAGGGUGUCUACAGAAACAACAUUGAUGAUGUAGUACGGUUUCUGGACUCUAAGCACAAAAAUCAUUACAAGAUCUAUAAUCUGUGCGCUGAGCGACAUUAUGACACAGCCAAAUUCAAUUGCAGAGUUGCACAAUAUCCGUUUGAGGAUCACAAUCCGCCCCAGCUGGAGCUGAUUAAACCGUUCUGCGAAGAUCUUGACCAGUGGUUAAGUGAGGAUGACAAUCACGUGGCGGCGAUUCACUGUAAAGCUGGAAAGGGACGUACGGGUGUCAUGAUCUGUGCAUACCUGUUACACCGGGGAAAGUUCCUCAAAGCACAAGAAGCUCUGGACUUCUAUGGGGAAGUCAGGACCAGAGAUAAGAAGGGAGUGACAAUCCCCAGCCAGAGGCGCUAUGUCUAUUACUAUAGCCACCUUCUGAAGAACCAGCUGGAUUACAAACCAGUGGCUCUGCUCUUCCACAAGAUGGUGUUCGAGACAGUGCCCAUGUUCAGUGGCGGAACGUGUCGGGACACUUCCGUUAAAAACAAGAGCGAGCAGAUUCCACAUGGUUUCAGGAAAGGGAAUUGGCACUGGGAUCCUCAGUUUGUGGUGUACCAGCUCAAGGUAAAGAUCCACACGUCCAACCCGGUGAACACGCGGAAGGAGGAGAAGUACGUGUUCUUCGAGUUCCCCCAGCCGCUGCCCGUGUGCGGAGACAUCAAGGUGGAGUUCUUCCACAAACAGAAUAAAAUGAUGAAGAAGGACAAGAUGUUUCACUUUUGGGUGAAUACCUUCUUCGUCCCUGGACCAGAGGAGAACUUUGAGAAGGUUGAGAACGGGACGUUACCAACGGAGACGUUACCAAAGGAGCAGGCAGGAAUCCAAACAGGAGGAACGGGGGACAUCGACAAGGAUUUCCUGAUCCUCUCACUGACGAAGAACGACCUGGACAAGGCCAACAAGGAUAAAGCAAACCGAUACUUCUCCCCCAACUUCAAGGUCAGUCAGGUGAAGCUGUACUUUACCAAGACCGUGGAGGACAUCUUCAACUCCGAGGCCAGCACUUCCACCUCGCUAACGCCAGACGUUAGUGACAACGAGGCGGACCAUUACCGAUACUCUGACACCACAGACUCUGACCCGGAGAACGAACCGUUUGACGAAGAUCAACACACGCAAAUAACGAAAGUGUGAGAUUUUUAUGGGAAGUAAAAAAAAUAAAAUAAAAAUACCUUUUCAGAGGGGGAAAAAAGGAACUUGAAUAUAAACUGAAAAGCAAGUACCUUUUUCCCCACCAACCUACAGCAGCAGGACAUUUGCGUCACGGAAUAUGCCACCAAUUUUAGGAACAAUCCUGACCAAGUUUUCUUUGUUCUUUUGAAAUGUUUAGCCCCUCCCCCGCUCGUUCAUCCGGAAAGUAUUGACACCGUUGUUGAGUGGGAAAAGGUUCAGUAGCUGUAGUGUUAUACCUUUUUGUGUCAAAGACUAUAGAAGAAGAUUUCCUAUGUCAGGAGAUGUGAGAUCCGGUAUUGGAAAGGCUUAUUGGAAAUCAUAAAUUUCACUGCUCCAUCUCCUGUGGAAACCAAGGCCAGUGCUUCUGUCACUUUCUCCCACUUCAUUCAUUGCCCUCCACCAUGCCCCUACCACCCCACAUACCACCCCUUCCAUCCUGUCUACUGUGAAUGCUUCUUGUGCUUUUUGCAGGUGGUCUCACAUGAGUUUGUGCAGUGUAAACUGCAUGUUAGAAUUUCUCCCGUCGACUUAUGAUUAUUAUUGUGAUUAUUAUUAUAAUUAUUAAGCUACAUGACAUCUAACCAAUGUCCAUGCCUUCUAUCAUGUCUGUUCAAGGUAUGCAGAAACCCAGUGUCCCAUGUAUUGUUGAUGUUUUUAUGUUAAGGUAAAUAGAACACAAAACGGCAGGGAAGCCAGUGUUGCAAUAACGUGAACACUAUAGUUAAACGACAAACGGUGUGCAUGUUAUUGGAAUCGUUGUUUAAUAAAUUGUAUACCAUGUUUUUCAACAACAAAAAUAGAUUUCUAAAGCUGAUUUUAUUUAGCCAGGAGGUCUAAUAUGGCAUCCUUUAUUUUCAUGGUAUCUGCAGGUAUAACUUCAGUCUUUUGGCAAGCCAUUUAGAAUGGCCUUGUGUUUUAUGAUACAGUACAUGGCGUCGCCCCCCCCCCCCCUUUUAACAGUAACCGGAUACAGUUUUAGCGAUCAUCACAGAGGACAAUGGUAUCAUGUUUUGAAUUCAUUUUCAGUGUGUAAUGUGCUUAUAGAGGGGUAAUCUGUUCCAAAUGUGUACCUUAUGACAUGCCGUACUACAGCAUGUAUCCAAACCUGCAUUAGUGCGUCUGGGUCGGUGUCCCCUCAGUCUCUAGAAAGUUUUUCGACAAACUGCACUUUUUGUCAUCUUAUUAUGUGCAUGGACCAGAAGUGGUGACGCUGACCUAGUCUUGACACAUGUUCAGUAAGGCCAAUAGAGGUGACGCUUGGUAAGAGACCGAGGCGACAGAGUGGGAUUGAAUGUAAAGCUUUGUCUGUGAACCGAUCCAGGGGUGUUUAAUGCAGGUUUUGAUCAACCCAGGAGUGGAUAAUAUGUGAACUUAGGUGCUCUUUAGGUUGUUUUUUUCCCCUCUUGAGACAUCAGAUCUUUUACUCCUUGAAUGACUUGUUUUGCAGCCUUAUCGUAUUUGGUCCAAUGAGAUCCGGAUCACUUGUACAUCCAACAAAAGGUGCUUAAACUGCCAAGCUGCAUGCUUACGAUUCAACAACAACGGAGCCAAGAAUCUGUACCUAUCCUAUGGUGCAAGUAGCUUCAGUGGCGUACACUACUUCUGUGUGAGAACUUUUUAAUGUGCACAACCACGUGCAUCUUUCUGCAGUUGCUGUCCCUAACUGGUUGGGGUUAUUUCCCUUUUCGUUGCGUUUUUCCGUUCUUCUCCUUUUCAAAAACAGGUUUCAUUCCAUUGGGGAAUGAAAUUAGCGCAGCUACAGAUUUGACAAAAUCUUGUGCUUGCUUAUGGAAUAUAAAGAGCCCUAUAUAUGCGAAUAUUUAAAUAUGUAUCAUUUAUUUUCAGCAUGCCAAAUUUUUUGUAACACCUGGCCUGUGGCAUGCCACGGGCCAGACCCAGGAAUCUGCACUGAGGGUAGUGAUGUAAGCUGCCUUUUCCUGUACUCUUGACAUUAAGGCUUCCCUCUUUUCAACAAUCCAUCGCACAUGCCGUUUCAUCUCGCCUUGUUUUUAGACUACUUUCCCUAGGUGUCUGUUUCUUUUGUCUGUUUUUCUUCAUCGUAAAGUGUACCCUAGCCAACCCAGGAACACUUCAUCUAGAAUUCUCUUUUUUUUUGUUUACAUUUUAUGACAUCACUGAAAACCUGCCAAAAGUAAGCUUGAUAAUUAUUUCUUUUUGUUAGUUUUUUUUCUUUGUUCUUUAAGGUGGGGCCUAUGGGAGAUAUUCUUUGCCUUACUUGAAGUUGACAAAGCUUACUCUGCUAUUGCUUUGAAAUCUACCAUUCUGCCCAAGCACUGACUUGAUAGUUAAAGUACUUAUUUAAAGCUACUAUUAAUAGAGCAAUAGACUUUUGCACUGUUACAGGGUUUUGCAGGGUCUCAGUCAGUGAUUCAGUCCCCCCCCGGUUGCUCCCCUUAGUAAACAAAAGCCUUGUGAUCAGUGAAGGACGGUGGAAUAAAAUGGCUAGGUGUACCUUAAUCUUGUAUUCAUGCAUCCCCCAUAGAAACAACAAUUUGUUACUUUGACUGAAAAUGUCCUGACCCUUUUUUAUUAUUUUAAAGAAAAUAAAUAAACAUUUGGAGAAAAAAAAUUGAAUUAACUAUUUGACGGUAUUCGUGUUUUCUGGUAAAGACUCUCUGCAGGUAAACUAUCGGGCAAAAAUAUAUAUACUAUCUGGAUCCAUUUGCUUACUAUUCCGGAUGUUCAGCAGCUUAAACGUAUGAAUCUAUUCAAUGGCCUCACUAUUAAGGAGCUUAUGUUUAAGAGACAUUUCUCAAUGUUUCAGCUUCAUUUUCAUCUCCAGCACCACCCCAACAUCAACACAUGUGAAUCGCUUCUAUGUUUAGUAGUAAAAAAAUUAAAAGACGCCGAUAACUGUUUUUCUAAUGACAACAUCGGUGUGCAUCGUGUGAUUUAUUAUUAUUUUUUUAACCAAUUAUGAGUAGGCUUUGUCUACUAAUUGGUUGAUGUCAUUGUAAAGCUUAGAGGAAGAUGAGUGUUUCCAAUGACAUCAUCUAAUUAGUAGGAAAUGCCUACUCAUAAUUGGUUAAAGUCACACGAUGCACACUGAUGUCAUUGGAAACACUUAUCGUCCUCUUUUUUUAGCUGCAAAACAUAGAAACAUGCAAUUUUCACAUGUUGAUUUUGGGUUGGUGCUGGAUUUAAGGCCACAGGCCAUCCCAUCCCCUAGACAUCUGUGGCCCUGAUUCUCAAAACAUGUUACCACAGUACCUUAAAGUACAAAUUCCUAGGGAAACAUACAGGAACCUUUUGGCAUGGGCUAAAACUUGUGGAGUUCACAGGCAGCAUACACAAGGUUCAGCUUAAAAACAAAGUAAAAUUAUUUUAAAGGUGCCAGUGUGUAGGUUAAGUUUCAUGUCACUAGUUUUUAGCUGAUUUGUGCAAUAUGUUAUAAUGAUGCCUGUGGUUGCCACACAUUGCCUCUCAUUUACAGUUGAGGGGGGAAAAAAAGAUCUUGUUAAAUACUGUUCUAGAACAUGCCAUGCAUGCAGAUGGAAGGGGUGCAAUAAAUCAAGAGGUGUUACCUGCAGAAGUGGGCGGGGCUACCUCCCUCCCGCCACUCCAUUGUUUUCUUUGGGUUUUUCUCCCUGGGAUUAUUUUUGUGCAGAGGUAUGUUGGCUAUAACUCAUUCUAUUUUCAAUCUUUAAAAAAAAAAACAACAGCCUUAUUCCAUUUCAGCCUGUUCGGAUACUAUUGUGCUGUGCAACAGUUGCUCUGUGUGUAAUGCUAUGCACUGAGAAUACACAACCCACGAUGUAAAAUAGAAAGACUUGUACAGGUUAUAAUUAUGCUCAUACAAAUUAGAUGUCUGUUUGUUAUUGUAUGUGUAAACUGCCCUUUAUCUUAGUGUUAUAAACUUCACAUAAAUCCAA